CCGGCGUCGCCUCCCUCCCGCUACCCACUACAGCCUCAUGGUGGAGGCCUGCCGGGGCGAUGCCUGCCGCCUUUAUAAUGAACUUUCCCGCAUAUUGCUGCCGCCCAUCUUGGCUCGUGUCUCUCUUCCUAUUUGCCUCGAUCCCUGUCCGCUUCUGCAGCUAUACACACGCAUCUCGUAGCUGCGCGGAGACUAUCUAGCCAACGACUUCACUCGUCGACCAUCAACUCCACUUUACUAUUGUAUUAGCCCUCGGGUAGAGGGGCACUCUACCCACUUCUCAUCGUACAUGUUUGCGUACCGAAUUCGGCCGGCGCCUUCAGGUCGCCAAAACUUUGCCCGUUCACGCUCCCAGUAUCACCGCCACGACCAUCACCGCCACAACCACUAUCAGCCCCGAUGCUUCGACAACUGCGCCGGCGUCUCGGUGGAGGAGUGGAACGAAGUGUGCCAGCGGAAUAAGACCACGAGCGGGAGCCACGAGGCCCUGACGCGCGAGAACGAGACGCUCAAGUAUGAGAACGAGACGCUCAGGGAUAACAACAGGGCCCUCAAGGAGGACAACAAGACUCUCAGGGACGACAACCUGGCCCUCAAGGACGCGCUCGAGACGUCGGCCGAGGAGAACAAGCGGCUGCAGGCGGGCGCGGAGACGCUGGUGAGCGAGCUCGAGGGGCUGCGGCUGGCGCGGUCGCGGGACAGCGAAAGCUCAGAGCGGUACCGGCGGCGGGUGGCGGCUCUGAAAGCGGACGUGGAGGGGCAGGCGCGGGAGCUGGAGCGGCGGGGGCGCGAGAACGGGACGCUGUCGGCGCGGGUGCGGGUGCUGACGGAGACGGUGUCGGACGGGGCGCGACGGGCGGCGGACCUGGCGGCGAGCCGCGACCGCUGGCGCAAGCGCGCCGACGACCUGCAGACCCUCCUCGACGAUCUGCGCGGCCGCUACGAGCGCGCGCGCCGCUCCCUCGCCGCCCGCAGCUCCGACCUCGCCGACCGCGACAUCCUCGUCGAGGAGCAGCGCCGCACCAUCCACCGCCUCGAGACCGCCAUCCCGUCCCGCCGCCGGUACAGCUUCGCGUAGGUAAAGGGAAGAGGAAAGGAGAGAGAGAAAGGGGGGAAAGGGGGGGGCAAAGGGGGGAGGAUAGGGCAUCCGCCCGCCUCCGCGGUUCUAGUUCAUUAGCCGAGGCGUGUCACACGUUGAGACCACACAGUUCAGGGGCUUAAUCGGCACGGCGUCGUCGACGAGCCGGUUCUUUUUCACCUC
Molecule: messenger RNA, 1261 nt
Organism: Durotheca rogersii
Lineage: Eukaryota; Fungi; Ascomycota; Sordariomycetes; Xylariales; Xylariaceae
Exons: 1
Coding region: 290-1078 (262 amino acids)
Source: RefSeq, a predicted model, not a curated record